Plasmodium knowlesi strain H is the source of this 618-nucleotide messenger RNA. RefSeq names its product coenzyme Q-binding protein COQ10 homolog, mitochondrial, putative. Gene Ontology annotation, molecular function: ubiquinone binding. Gene Ontology annotation, biological process: cellular respiration; ubiquinone biosynthetic process. The transcript has 5 exons. Bases 1 to 618 code for a protein of 205 amino acids. The record is from RefSeq and is a predicted model, not a curated record. NCBI's taxonomy places the organism in Eukaryota, Apicomplexa, Aconoidasida, Haemosporida, Plasmodiidae.
AUGAGGUGGAUGCCACUUGCCCAAUUCGUCAAGAAGAACGCGCCCAGCCAGGCACUCAUCAGAAGUGUAGUCAAUGGUAGUAGCAACUGCUAUAGCUGUAGAAGAAACUACUCCCUCUUUAGGAAGAAGCUUUGGACCCCAACUGAAGACAUCAUAUAUAGGAAAAACCUUGAUGUUAUUUGUCAAAGCCAUGUUUUCUUCUACACCGUUCUGAAUGUAGAUCGGUACAGUCACUUUUUGCCAUACGUCACGAAAAGCAGAAUAACGGAAAAGACGGAGGAGCAGUUCAAGGCCUUCCUCCAAAUAGAGAACCUGUUUUUCAAGGAAUCAUACGACUCCGUCAUUCGGUUUAAGGUUCCUACCACUGUCAAGGUUUCCAGCGCAGACACGAACCUGUUUAACCACUUGACGACUGAAUGGAUCAUUGAAGACAAAACGGGUUGUAUCAAUGUCGACUUUUACAUAAGCUUUCGGCUAAGAAACAUGGUUUAUCAGAAUUUCAUGCGCAUGUAUAUACAAGAGAUGGGGAAGAAAAUACUCUAUGCCUUCAUCCGGGAGGCGCGGAUGAACAGCCUGAGAAAUAUCGACGUGCUCUUCCGUCAUUUGCUUAAACGGUGA